AUGAACCCCCUUCGCACCGCCGCGCCCACCGCCGCCGCCUCGCACGCCCUCAGCCCGUGGCCCGCCCCGGUUGCCCAUGCGCGCUCGCUGCCCUCGCACAUCACCGCCUACGCGCCGUCGCGGCGGCUCGCCGGCCCGCCACACACGCCUCCGGCCACCAUUGCGCUGCCCGUCAGCCCCGUGGUGCCGUCCAGCGGACUCGGCUCGACGGGCCCGUGGUCGUCGCGGGACGACGAGAUCUUGCUGGCGGCGCGGGCGCAGAACCAGGGCUGGAACCAGAUCCAGCGCGACCACUUCCCGUCCAAGUCGGCCAACGCCUGCCGCAAGCGCUACGAGCGCCUCAACGCCAAACGCCGCGGCGCCGCCGACUGGAACGACGAGCGCAUCGACCGCCUGGCCAACAGCUACAUGCUGAUGCGCGAGCAGACCUGGCGGCCCCUGGCCGAUGCCGUUGGCGAGAACUGGGAGGAUGUGGAAAAGAUGUGCCUCGAGCGCGGUGCCAGAACACUACUUCCCACGUUGGGCCCUCGCGAAUUACCCCGAGAACAUCCCGAAGGCCGAAGCGGCAGUCAAGACAGCUAUAACGAAGACCGGGUCCGAAUACAUCGGCUCUUGCAGUCGCCAUGA
This is a messenger RNA of Ophidiomyces ophidiicola, 627 nucleotides long. RefSeq lists its product as uncharacterized. Bases 1 to 627 code for a protein of 208 amino acids. Lineage: Eukaryota; Fungi; Ascomycota; Eurotiomycetes; Onygenales; Onygenaceae. The transcript is spliced from 2 exons. The record is from RefSeq and is a predicted model, not a curated record.